UCUCCAAACCCUAGCACAAGCUCAGCUCCUCUCUAUUCCCCCCAUUUUCCUUGGAAAGUUCAGACGAAUCACUGCCCGGAAAUCUAAAUUUGGGUUUUGGUAAUCGAGGAUAAGAACUAAUGAGUGCUGGUUCUGCAUCUAGUAAGACCGUAAGAGCUGCCUUUUCUCAUUGCGUUCAGCAAGUACGGACUUAUGAUUAUCACCAUUAUCUCUGUCUGCUACACCUUCCUCCAUCAAUGCGAAAGGCCGCGUUUGCUCUCCGUGCUUUCAAUGUUGAAACUGCCCGGGCUAUGGAUGUUGCAUCUGAUCCAAAGAUAGGCCUUAUGCGCCUCCUUUGGUGGCAAGAAGCCAUCGACAAAAUAUUCAUGAAAAAGCUCAUAGAGCACCCAACUGCCCAAGCCCUCUCUGCAGUUAUCUCAGAGCAAAAAAUUAGCAAGAGUUGGCUUAAACGGUCGGUAGAGGCUAGGAUAAACGAUGCUAGCAGAGAACAUGCCUUACCUGGAACAAUCGAGGAUCUCGAGAGGUAUGCAGAGGAUACAGUAUCAACCAUCUUGUACAUGAUCUUGCAAGCUGGUGGGAUUCAAUCUACGGCAGCAGACCAUGCAGCCUCACAUGUGGGGAAAGCUAGUGGGCUACUCUUGUUGCUCAAAUCAUUACCAUAUCAUGCUUCUCGUGGUGGCAGAAUAUCAUAUAUUCCCACUGAUAUAGCAGCAAAAUAUGGGUUACUAGUAACAGGCAAUGGCCAAUCUGAGAUUCAAAUGGAAGCCGGCGAGCGGCUUUCAGAUGCUGUAUUUGAAAUAGCUUCAAUAGCAAAUGCUCAUUUGGAGAAAGCGCGAGAGUUGGCUCCAAAAGUCCCUCCCGAGGCUGUACCUGUGCUCCUCCCUUCCGUACCUGCACAGAUCCUACUGGAUUCUCUAAGACGCUGCCAAUUCAACGUAUUAGAUUCAAGGUUAGCUCAAGGAAUUCUAGGUGUCUCUCCUCUAUGGUUUCAGUUGAAACUCAAGUGGCAUGCUUGGAGAAAUAAGUAUUGACUUUACUUGGUACAGCCGAGAGUGUCAGCACAAUUUUAGGAAACUCAAAAUGCAAGAGUUCUUAUUUCUCCUACCCUCAGGAAUAUGUUCCUUUAUCUGUUUGAUAUGCCUGCAGAAAGCAUCGAGAUGCGAGGGAUCUCUUGCUUCAUGCAAUUUUGCUUACCUGAUUGCUUUUAUUACCGGAAAAAAGGGAUCCAAUUUGAUUCCGGGGAUCUCAGCCAAUAAAUUCAGUAAACACAUGAGCAAUAAAUUCUUGUUCUUCAUUGGUUGGAGAACUUUGUAAGGAGAAUGCAGGUAUGCAUCUUUGACAACUUGCUUGUACUGUGUCUUUCUAGUGUAAUGUUAGAUUGUCACCAUUUUUACAAAACAGCAAAACAAUAAAUCAGUUCUGUUAA
Messenger RNA from Dioscorea cayenensis subsp. rotundata (Guinea yam), 1426 nucleotides. RefSeq names its product NADH dehydrogenase (ubiquinone) complex I, assembly factor 6. Gene Ontology annotation, biological process: mitochondrial respiratory chain complex I assembly; biosynthetic process. The transcript has 2 exons. Gene Ontology annotation, cellular component: mitochondrion. The record is from RefSeq and is a predicted model, not a curated record. Bases 120 to 1031 code for a protein of 303 amino acids. Lineage: Eukaryota; Viridiplantae; Streptophyta; Magnoliopsida; Dioscoreales; Dioscoreaceae.